Pestalotiopsis fici W106-1 is the source of this 522-nucleotide messenger RNA. RefSeq lists its product as uncharacterized. The transcript has a single exon. The record is from RefSeq and is a predicted model, not a curated record. The coding region runs from base 1 to 522 and encodes 173 amino acids. NCBI's taxonomy places the organism in Eukaryota, Fungi, Ascomycota, Sordariomycetes, Amphisphaeriales, Sporocadaceae.
AUGGACGGGCUGAAUGAGACUGGUUCAUCCCCAACCCCAAACUCCAGAUGCGCGGUUGCUCAAUCCUCAAAGGUGCUCUUCACGGACCGCUCGCCCAUCCCCGAGAGCUCUGAAAAGGUGUACAAGAUCAAGGAGGCCGCCGAGCUGGACACCCUGCUGGCCUCGACGCAACACCUGGUCGUGGACUUCUACGCCGACUGGUGUCCGCCGUGCCGCGCCAUUGCGCCGCACUUCUCCAAGCUCGCAGACCAGCACGCCCUAGCCGGCCAUUUGGCGUUUGCAAAAGUCAAUGUCGACCACGUCCAAAAGGUGGCCGGGCGCUACGGCGUCACCAGCAUGCCGACAUUCAUGUUCUUUGAAAAGGGCGUGCCCAACGGCCCCGCUGUCGAUGGCGUGCAGGGUCGCCAGUCGGUUCUUUUGACGGGUGAUGGUCGCAUCGACAAGAUUCGCGGCGCGGACCCGGUUGCUCUCCAGGCUGCUGUCCAAGCCUGGGCCAAGCCGACUGACGGUGGCGAUCGGUGA